UCUUUCAGUCAACGUCUUUUUAGUUUUCACUCCUUUUACUUUUUCGACCUUAUUCGGUGAAUUCUGUAUAGACGGUUAAUUUUGAAGUCUCUGAUGGCAAGGAAAAUGCGACACUCAGGAAUGAACCUGCUGGGUUUGCUUGUCCUGGGUCUGGUUCUGGUUAGAACCCAGGCUGUCACUCCGGCUCACUACCUAUCCCUGUCCGAUGUGGCCAGACUGCAGAACCUCCUGAACCGACCCUUCACAGACCUGGAGUCCGCCUUCUACUCUGUGGUGGGUCUGACCAAGCUGGGAGGAACUGCUGCCGAUCACACGGAAAUUUGCCAGUUCCUGAAAUCCCAUUAUGAUCCCACCAAUGUUGACUCUCUGUUCUUUGCUGCUGAGACCAGUCAAGCCAUUUCAGGAUGUGAGAUCCCCGUGUCCAAUGAAACCCGCGACAUCCUCCUGGCAGCGGUGAGCGAUGACUCGACUAUGACUCAGAUUCAUCGGGCUGUUAGUGCGCUGAGUUCUCUGGGACUUCCUCUGGCAUCUCAGGAAGUCAUCGCCGCUCUGACAGGUCGCAUCAACAAGGAAGACAACGUGAUGGCCAUCACUUUAGCUUUGCAGACAGCUGCUCGUCUCUCCCAGCAGGCAGAACUCGGAGGGAUACUGGAGGAGAUCGAGGAUCUGACAGCGCGUUUGGAUGACCUUGGUGGCAUGUACCUCCAGUUUGAGGAGGGGCUUGAGGCAACUGCCUCGUUUGUGGCUGCUGCUUAUUCGCUUUCAGAUCACGUGGAGAUUGCACCACCUCUGAAGGAGGACCAAGUCAUCCAGCUUGUCAACUCCAUCUUCAGCAAGAAAUCCUGGGAUUCUCUGGCUGAGGCCUUCAGUGUGGCUUGUGCGGCCGCCGCUCUCUCCAACAACCGCUUCCACGUGCCAGUCGUGAUCAGUGCUCAGGGUCCAGCCACAGUGUCUCACAGCCAGCCCAUGCUGCAGCUCCUGGUUACUGAUGUCAUGUCUCAACCCCUGACCUUGGCCAACGUGCUGGUAGAAUCUGCAUACGCUGUGGCCUCAAAGAGCACUGUACUCAGCCAAGCGCCGUUCAGCCUGAACGAUGGUGUCUUUGAGCUGGACUUCAUGUCUAAGCAGCCAGCCAGCGGGUAUUACCAGUUCACUGUUGCAGUGACCGGAGAUAGUCGGCUAGUUGCUAAUCACGUUGAGCUUAAAGUGAAGGUUUCCACCGAGGUGUCGGUGAAUAACAUGGACCUCUCGGUGGUGGAUAAGGACCAGAGCAUCGGCACAAAGACCACCAGGGUGGAGUAUCCAUCCAAAGCCAAGAGCGCCUUCACAGCAGACAGCCACCAGAACUUCGCCAUGUCCUUUCAGCUGGUCGAUGUCAACACUGGAGUGGAGCUGACUCCCCACCAGACUUUUGUCCGGCUGCACAAUCAGAAAACUGGUCAGGAGGUCGUGUUUGUGGCUGAACCAGACAGUAAGAACCUCUACAAGUUUGAGCUGGACACAGCGGAGAGGAAGUCCGAAUUUGACUCCAUCUCUGGCUCCUAUUCCCUCUACCUGAUUGUUGGUGACGCCACGUUGGAGAAUCCCAUUUUGUGGAACGUGGCGGAUGUUGUCCUGAAGUUUGUGGAUGAGGAGGCCCCGCCCACCAUUCAGUCAAAGACCCUGUAUGUGCCGAAACAGGAGAUCCAGCACUUAUUCAGGGAACCAGAGAAGAAACCUCCCACUGUGGUUUCCAAUGCUUUCACUGCACUCGUCCUGUCUCCCUUCCUGCUGCUGCUCAUUCUGUGGCUCAAGCUGGGAGCCAACAUCUCCAGCUUCAGCUUCUCCCCCAGCACCAUUCUCUUCCACGUUGGACACGGAGCCAUGCUGGCUCUGAUGUACGUCUACUGGACCCACCUGAACAUGUUCCAGACCCUGAAGUACCUGGCUAUUAUUGGAGGUGUCACUUUCCUUGCCGGGAACCGCAUGCUGGCCCAGAAAGCAGUGAAGAGGAUCGCUGCAGAGCAGAGUAGUAGGUUGGCAAAGUAUAGGAGCCUGCGCUAAAGUCUGCCUUUGUAACUAAAGGAUUGAUGGUGCUUUCCGGCUGAAAACUCAGAAAAAAUAAUCCCAAGGACAUUUGAGAGGAUGUUGAUGGAGCUGCCCCCCCGGACAUCAGAUCAAUCCUUUGAUUUGUGGUUUGGCCGUUAGUGUUGAUUCUUAUUAUCAAGUUAAAAUUUUACUUUGUGAAGUUGUGUGCGGUGGUCCAGAGAAGUCGACAGGUGCUGCAGAGCUUCUGUUCACUGCACUUCAUCCUUUUUUUUUUUUUUCUUUUUUUUUUUCCUCUCUCCACAUCAGGUCUUUGUUUUUUGUUUUUUUAGUUGAUGGGAUUUUCUUGGUGGACUUGGUGGGGUUUUAUUUUUGUCUUUUUGGUACUUCCUGCUGCUGCCCGUCUCAGCCUGUGGUCGGUGUCUCGCAGCUGAAUCAUUCCAAUGUGUUUGUGGAGAAGCACUGAGCCCUGAUUUCACAUCCCCCAGAAAAAGACACUCACACAUUGGGCCAUUUACCGAACUUGUUUUUAUAAUGAAGAGGAGGAAAUAAAGAAAUUAAAAUA
Thalassophryne amazonica is the source of this 2590-nucleotide messenger RNA. RefSeq names its product ribophorin II (gene rpn2). Bases 94 to 2043 code for a protein of 649 amino acids. Gene Ontology annotation, biological process: protein N-linked glycosylation. Lineage: Eukaryota; Metazoa; Chordata; Actinopteri; Batrachoidiformes; Batrachoididae. Gene Ontology annotation, cellular component: membrane; oligosaccharyltransferase complex. The record is from RefSeq and is a predicted model, not a curated record. The transcript has 18 exons.